AUGCGCCAUUUCGUCUUUCUCGCUCUCUGCGGCAGUCUCACGGCAGUUGUCGCUCAAACAGCCAGCGGUUCUUCCUCCACCGCCGGGUCCUCUGCCAGCAAUACUGAGACCUCGCCUCUCUUGUUCUCAACAAAUGGCGACGGAGACUCUACUGACUUUUCCGUGGCCGUGGCAGGAAGCAGCGGUUCCACCACUACUUACCUGGUAAGCUGUGCCGAGGCCGGCUCCAUCAACUGCAACUUUGAUACAGCUACCAUUGUUGGCGGUCCUUCGACAGUUGCGAUGUACUAUGACUAUGAUGAUACAGUUACCUAUUCUCUCGGCUGCAAUAUCCACGGGAGCUCUGCUGCCUGUGUAAAGUCUGAAGGGGGCUCGGGUUUCGACGGCACCUCCUUCCUGAGUUCAUUCACCGUUCCUGCGUCGGAAGUUGCCUUGGGUUUCAUUACUGAUGCCACCGCUACUGCUACUGCUACAGCUGGUGCUACAGCUGGUGCUACUUCCACUGCUACAGGCCAGGCUACACCCACUACCGCGGCCAGCACUGGGUCUUCUCCAACAUCUGCGACUGUCAAGUCCACAGCUGCUUCCUCCGGAGGUACAACCUCGUCAACUGGAAGCGCGACUGGUACCGGAUCUGCAGCUAGCCAGACCGAAACCCAAAAAGGUGCUGCUAUUAGCAGAUUCAACGGCGCAAUUGGUUCUUGGGUGGCUGUCGGAGACCACAAAUCAGACCACAAGACAUACAGCCAACUGUCCCCCCUUCUCCGCGUGCUGUCCUUUGACUACCGCGGCCACGGACAGAGCUCGCGCACAAAGCCCUACACGUUCGAGCAACUCGUCGACGACAUCGAGGGUGUUCGGCAAUCCUUUUUGGAGGCCGACGAGCAAGUAAUUAUCUGUGGCGGAAGUUUUGGCGGGUUUCUGGCGCAGCAGUAUGCCAUUAAAUAUGCGUCAAAAGUGUCGCAUUUGAUUCUUAGGGGGACUGCGGCUAGUCAUCAUCAUGAAGAAGGUGCUAUCAGAACCCUAGAGACGAGACUCCAUAAAGCGCCCAACUUCUCCUCGCAAAUGCUCCGCAACAAAGUCUUCGGCGCGUAUGAGGAUGAUGAUGAGUUUAAGCUGGUUUAUUUCGCUAUGAUGCCACUUUAUACUGAGGUUUUUGAUCCUGAAGCUGCUCUCAAAGCAUGUAGAGGGAUGGUUUUUGUGGCAGAGUCGCAUAAUGAUCUCUAUUCGGAAGAGGAAAAAUAUUUCGACUAUACAGGGCAAUUAGGAAGUAUAACAGCUAAGACGUUGGUGGUUGUUGGGGAUAAGGAUUGGAUUUGUCCUCCAGACAACUCGAGAAUUAUAGCAGAAGGAAUUCCUGGUGCUGAAAUACUUGUUGUUCCAGAUGCGAAUCAUUCAGUGCAUAUUGAGAAGCCUGAAAUUGUGCUUAAGCGGAUUAAGGAGUUUCUCUGUGUAUUCUGUGUAUAA
Molecule: messenger RNA, 1467 nt
Organism: Talaromyces amestolkiae
Lineage: Eukaryota; Fungi; Ascomycota; Eurotiomycetes; Eurotiales; Trichocomaceae
Exons: 7
Coding region: 1-1467 (488 amino acids)
Source: RefSeq, a predicted model, not a curated record